GCGCUCACUUCCAUCUAUCCCAGUUCCGUGUGGUGGAUGAUUUGAUAAACUCCGUGCUGUAUCCUGGUGACUCUUUGAUCCAACUUCAGAAGCUGAUUCAGACUCCUGUGCUGUAAAUUGGCAGUGGUGGAGUGAUUCGGAAUGUUGGCUUUGAGAGCUCAGGGAAGAAGCAGAAGGGAGAAGGAAGUAACACAGUGUGCCUGAAAAUGACAACGAAGAGGAAUUUGUUGGUGCGGCUGGUGUCAUGCCGCUGCCUGCGUGGAGAGGAGGAAACAGUCACUACACUUGAUUAUUCUCACUGCAGCCUGGAACAGGUGCCUAAGGAGAUUUUUACUUUUGAAAAGACCCUAGAAGAACUCUACUUAGAUGCUAAUCAGAUUGAAGAGCUUCCAAAGCAACUUUUUAACUGUCAGUCGCUGCACAAGCUGAGUUUGCCAGACAAUGAUCUAACCACAUUGCCAGCAUCCAUUGCAAAUCUCAUUAAUCUCAGGGAACUGGAUGUCAGCAAGAAUGGCAUACAGGAGUUUCCAGAAAACAUAAAAAACUGCAAAGUCUUGACAGUUGUUGAGGCCAGCGUAAAUCCAAUUUCAAAGUAAGUUUGUAAUUUUUAUGGU
Molecule: messenger RNA, 614 nt
Organism: Meleagris gallopavo (turkey)
Lineage: Eukaryota; Metazoa; Chordata; Aves; Galliformes; Phasianidae
Source: RefSeq, a predicted model, not a curated record